GAUACUUUCUCUGUAAUUUAAAUUAAAAAUAUUUUUAAUACAAAAAUGGGUUCAGCUUGGUGGAUGUUCUGCUUAGUUCUUAUCGCCAACGCCAAUAUUCUCCUCGUCAGCGCGCAAUAUGGCGGCUACCCUCCCUACCCUCCCCCGAUCGUGGUCAGCGGGAACAGCGGCAAUAACAACGGCUUUAACGGCAUCAUGCCACUUCUACUUCUACUGCUUCUGGACAACAACGGCAGCGGCGGUCUACUCGGUGGCAGCAGCGGCGGCUGCAGCUGCGGCGGCGGUUGCAGCGCUUGCGGCGGUUGCACCGGGCAACCGUACGUGCCUUACCCCUCCCCGUACCCCUGUAACUAAGUUACAACCCUCACAGCCAUGUGAAGGUCCUGUAAAUUUUAGUAUGUACAUUUUAAGGUCAAUAAAGUUUAUGUGUUAGUACGAAG
Molecule: messenger RNA, 440 nt
Organism: Ostrinia furnacalis (Asian corn borer)
Lineage: Eukaryota; Metazoa; Arthropoda; Insecta; Lepidoptera; Crambidae
Exons: 2
Coding region: 46-354 (102 amino acids)
Source: RefSeq, a predicted model, not a curated record